Penicillium cinerascens is the source of this 1041-nucleotide messenger RNA. RefSeq lists its product as uncharacterized. Lineage: Eukaryota; Fungi; Ascomycota; Eurotiomycetes; Eurotiales; Aspergillaceae. The record is from RefSeq and is a predicted model, not a curated record. The coding region runs from base 1 to 1041 and encodes 346 amino acids. Gene Ontology annotation, molecular function: amidinotransferase activity. Gene Ontology annotation, cellular component: mitochondrion. The transcript has a single exon.
AUGACUAUCAAGCCUGUCCUCGGCGUGCAGGCUGACGACGAAUGGUCUCCUCUCCGAGCUGUCAUCGUCGGCCGUGCCGGCCGUGCUUGUUUCCCCAGCGCUCCAGCCAAAAUGAUCGAGGCAACCAUGCCCUCUGCUCAUGCCCACCGAUUCCAGCCAAAGGCUCCAUUCCCCGAAAAACUCAUUGCGAAGGCCGAGGCAGAGUUGGACUACUUCGCUGCUAUUCUAAAAGCCGAAGGCAUUGAAGUCUACAGGCCUCCGGCGGGGAUUGACUGGUUGGCCGAGGAAGGGUAUACGGGCGCCAUGCCCCGAGACGGGCUAAUGAGUGUUGGAAACACGCUGAUCGAGGCGUGCUUUGCCUGGCCCUGCCGUUCGCGUGAGAUCGAGAUCGCCUAUACCUCCAUCCUGGACGCCGUGUCCAAGGACACCCGAGUACAGAUCGUCAGGCGCCCGGCUAGUUCUUUCGCCAACACUCUCCUUGAUGAAGAAGACAGCUGCACCAGACAGUGGGCCAUCAACAAUAGCAGGCCGGCCUUCGAUACUGCCGACUUUAUGCGGCUCGGCCACACCAUCCUCGGUCAGUACAGCCAUGUCACGAACCAGGCCGGUGUGGACUACAUCCAACAGCACUUGCCCAAGGGGUACCAGGUCGAAAUGAUCGAGGUCAAUGACCCGAGCGCGAUGCACAUUGAUGCAACAAUUCUCCCGCUGCGCGACGGUUUGCUGGUGUAUAAUCCCAUGAAGAUCACCGAGGCAGCGCUGCGCCAACAUGCGGUGCUGGCCUCGUGGGAUCUCCAACCGUAUCCCUUCAUCCCGCAGGCCCCCACGGAGCCUCCGCUAUAUAUGACUAGCCCCUGGCUCUGUCUCAACGCGCUGGUCCUCGACGGGAAGCGCAUGGUGGUCGAAGCCAGCGACCUCCAGUCGGCGCAGUGGUACGAGUCCCUCGGCAUGGAGUGUAUCAUGUGCCCAUUCAAGCACGUCAAUAGCAUCGGAGGCUCGUUCCACUGCGCGACAGUAGAUUUGGUUCGCGACAAUUCGUAG